AUGAUCCCGGUGGCCGAGUUCAAGCAAUUCACGGAACAGCAGCCUGCGUUUAAGGUUCUCAAACCCUGGUGGGAUGUGUUGGCUGAGUAUCUCACCGUGGCAAUGCUCAUGAUUGGGGUCUUCGGCUGCACCCUUCAGGUGACGCAGGACAAGAUCAUCUGUCUCCCCAGUCAUGAACCACGGGAGAAUCUAUCAGAGGCCCCGUGCCAACAACUAUUGCCUCGGGGUGUUUCUGAGCAGAUGGGAGGCCUCCGGGAGUUGAGUGGCCUUAAGAACAACUUGGACCUACAGCAGUAUAGCUUCAUUAACCAGCUGUGCUAUGAAACAGCCCUCCACUGGUACGCCAAGUACUUCCCCUACCUGGUGGUCAUUCACACGCUUAUUUUCAUGGUCUGCACCAGCUUCUGGUUCAAGUUUCCUGGCACCAGCUCCAAGAUUGAACACUUCAUCUCCAUCCUGGGCAAGUGUUUUGAUUCCCCAUGGACCACACGGGCCUUGUCUGAGGUCUCUGGAGAGAACCACAAGGGCCCAGCUGCUGGACGACCUAUGGCAAUUGUGGUGGCUUCAGCAGGGACUGGGCCAGGAAAGGCAGGUGAAGGCGAGAAGGAGAAGGUGCUGGCAGAACCUGAGAAGGUAGUGACAGAGCCUCCCGCUGUCACCCUGCUAGACAAGAAGGAGGGCGAGCAGGCCAAAGCCCUGUUUGAGAAGGUCAAGAAGUUCCGAGUACACGUGGAAGAGGGUGACAUCCUCUACACCAUGUACAUUCGGCAGACAGUGCUCAAAGUAUGCAAGUUCUUUGCCAUACUGGUUUACAAUUUGGUCUAUGUGGAGAAGAUCAGCUUCCUAGUGGCCUGCAGGGUGGAGACCUCAGAGGUCACUGGGUAUGCCAGUUUCUGCUGUAACCAUACCAAAGCCCACCUCUUCUCCAAGCUGGCCUUCUGCUACAUCUCUUUCGUGUGUGUGUAUGGAAUCACCUGCCUGUACACACUCUACUGGCUCUUUCACCGGCCCCUCAAAGAGUACUCCUUCAGAUCUGUGCGGGAGGAGACAGGCAUGAACGACAUCCCUGAUGUUAAGAAUGACUUUGCCUUCAUGCUGCACCUCAUCGACCAGUACGACUCACUCUAUUCCAAGCGCUUCGCUGUUUUCCUCUCUGAGGUCAGCGAAAGCCGCCUGAAGCAACUCAACCUCAACCACGAGUGGACACCUGAGAAGCUUCGGCAAAAGCUGCAGCGCAACGCAAGGGGGCGGCUAGAACUGGCGCUGUGCAUGCUCCCUGGACUGCCUGACACUGUCUUUGAGCUCAGUGAGGUAGAGGCACUCCGGCUGGAGGCCAUCUGUGAUAUCUCUUUUCCCCCAGGGCUCUCCCAGCUGGUGAACCUCCAGGAGCUCAGCUUGCUCCACUCGCCUGCCAGGCUGCCCUUCUCCUCCCAGAUCUUCCUGCGGGACCGCCUGAAAGUGAUCUGCGUCAAAUGUGAGGAGCUCCGCGAAGUGCCCCUCUGGGUGUUUGGGCUUCGUGGCUUAGAGGAGCUGCAUCUAGAGGGGCUCUUUCCUCCGGAGUUGGCUCGGGCUGCAACCCUUGAGAGCCUCCGGGAACUGAAGCAGCUUAAAGUGCUGUCUCUACGCAGCAAUGCCGGGAAGGUACCAGCUAGCGUGACCGACGUGGCUGGACACCUGCAGCGACUCAGCCUGCACAAUGACGGAGCCCGUUUGCUUGCCCUCAACAGCCUUAAGAAGCUGGCGGUACUGCGGGAGCUGGAGCUGGUGGCCUGUGGGCUGGAGCGCAUCCCCCAUGCCGUCUUCAGCUUAGGUGCUCUGCAGGAACUUGACCUCAAGGAUAAUCACCUUCGGUCCAUUGAGGAGAUCCUCAGCUUCCAGCACUGUCGAAAGCUAGUGACGCUCAGGCUGUGGCACAACCAGAUCGCCUACAUCCCCGAGCAUGUGCGGAAGCUCAGGGGCCUUGAGCAGCUCUACCUCAGCCACAACAAGCUUGAGACCCUGCCAACGCAGCUCGGCCUGUGCUCUGGCCUCCGUUUGCUGGACGUGUCCCACAAUGGGCUGCGUGCCCUGCCACCUGAGGUGGGCCUCCUGCAGAACCUGCAGCACCUGGUCCUCUCCUACAAUGCCCUGGAAGCCUUGCCCGAUGAGUUGUUUUUCUGUCGAAAGCUGAGGACAUUGCUUCUGGGCUAUAACCACCUAAGUCAGCUCUCUCCCCACGUGGCAGCCCUCAGGGCCCUCAGUCGCCUGGAGCUUAAGGGCAACCGUUUGGAGGCACUACCAGAAGAACUUGGCAACUGCACAGGGCUGAAGAAGGCAGGGCUGCUGGUGGAGGACACCCUUUACGAAGGGCUGCCCACAGAGGUGCGAGAGAGGAUGGAAGAGGAAUGA
This is a messenger RNA of Castor canadensis (American beaver), 2388 nucleotides long. RefSeq names its product leucine rich repeat containing 8 VRAC subunit E (gene Lrrc8e). Gene Ontology annotation, cellular component: cytoplasm. Gene Ontology annotation, molecular function: protein binding. Lineage: Eukaryota; Metazoa; Chordata; Mammalia; Rodentia; Castoridae. The record is from RefSeq and is a predicted model, not a curated record.